AUGUCAUCAGAGAACAUCACUCUUCCAUCCUUCGCCACACUGUGUCAAUCACUGAACGUUCCGCAUCCAUCAUCGGAACUCGGAUCUCUCGUUCAGCCUAACACGGGCCGAAUCGCACUAUUGUAUACAUCUCCACCUGUUCUCGUCAUCGGUUCAAAUGGAUAUCAAUGUAUCCAAGGUCCCCUGAACUAUGACCAACAGUGGCUAUUGCAGGGCAGAGCCUCUGGAUUCGUACUCAAAAAUCUCCGCCCGGGGAAUUACUGCGAGAUGGGGAAACAGCCAACAGAAUGGGCACCAGAACACGAUGCCGUGCGCUGUCGCAUAAACACAUCCACAUCCACAGAACCAGGGCAGUCUUGUUUCGUCUGGAAUGUAAGGAGGAUUCAUUUCAGUCCCAGCACGGAUGCACCCAAAGCGCAAGGGAAUUUCUUCCGUGUUUAUCUGCAUCGUCCUGAGGGAGAUAACCAUUCUCGUAUCCCUGUUCUGUCGACUGUUCCGUUCAUCUCAGCAGAUCUGACUGACAUAGCCCUUGGUCUACCGGGUGUUAGCAUCGCUCGCAUACUUGCCAAAGAACCUGACAUCUUGGUCAAUGCCAACAGUUUAAGAAGCGUUAUUCCGUAUCCUCAGUCUGUCAAUACAACAUCUACUAUCAAGGUCGAAAUUAAGAUCAUAGGGUACCAUAAAUUGGCACUAGCAGUUAUUCCGGUGGAAUGUAGUCAUGGUAUCCUCAGUCAUCUGGGAUUAGCCAAAAGUGUUGCAUAUGUCUUUCGACAAUUGAUCUGCCAGAGGGACAAGGAAAAUCAGCCACAGUGCUUGAGUGAGAUGUACAUGAGAUUGGUUGCCCUCUACUUGGUGGAUCCUUCAGUUGAGUUUGCUCCAGCAGCAAACAAGAAUGAGCCAGCUUCUCUUGUGCAUCAGUGGGUGAAACCAUAG
Guyanagaster necrorhizus is the source of this 933-nucleotide messenger RNA. RefSeq lists its product as uncharacterized. The coding region runs from base 1 to 933 and encodes 310 amino acids. The record is from RefSeq and is a predicted model, not a curated record. The transcript is spliced from 8 exons. NCBI's taxonomy places the organism in Eukaryota, Fungi, Basidiomycota, Agaricomycetes, Agaricales, Physalacriaceae.